CUGGCCCGCUCUGCCAUGGACCACCAGGAGCCCUACUCGGUGCAAGCCACCGCGGCCAUCGCGGCGGUCAUCACCUUCCUCAUUCUCUUCACCAUCUUCGGCAACGCGCUAGUCAUCCUGGCGGUGCUGACCAGCCGCUCCCUGCGCGCUCCGCAGAACCUGUUCCUGGUGUCGUUGGCCGCUGCUGACAUCCUGGUGGCCACGCUCAUCAUCCCUUUUUCGCUGGCCAACGAGCUGCUGGGCUACUGGUACUUCCGGCGAAUGUGGUGCGAGGUGUACCUGGCUCUCGAUGUGCUCUUCUGUACUUCGUCCAUCGUGCACCUGUGCGCCAUCAGCCUGGACCGCUACUGGGCGGUAAGCCGCGCUCUGGAGUACAACUCCAAGCGUACCCCACGCCGCAUCAAGUGCAUCAUCCUCACCGUGUGGCUCAUCGCCGCUGUCAUCUCGUUGCCGCCCCUCGUCUACAAGGGCGACCCAGGUCCUCAGCCCCGCGGGCGCCCACAGUGCAAGCUCAACCAAGAGGCCUGGUACAUCUUGGCCUCCAGCAUCGGGUCCUUCUUCGCACCCUGCCUCAUCAUGAUCCUCGUCUACCUGCGCAUCUACGUGAUUGCUAAACGCAGCCACCGCAGAGGUCCCAGGGCCAAGAGGGGACCCAGGGAUGGUGAACCUAGACAGCCCCGCUUUGUCCCUGGGGAAGCCUCUGCCAAACUGCCAAGCCUGGCCUCCCAUUCGGCUGCUUCUGGAGAGGCCAAUGGACACUCUAAGCCAACUGGGGAAAAAGAGCAUGGAGGGACCCCCGAAGAUCCUGAGAACCCAGUCUUGCCACCCAAUUGGCCUGCCCUUCCCCAUGCAGGCCAGGGGCUGAAGGAAGGCGUUUGUGAGGCAUUUCCAGAGGAGGAUGUUGGAGAGGAGGAGGAAGAGGAGGAGGACGACCAGUGUGAGCCUCAGGCCUUGCCAGCGUCCCCUGCCUCAGCUUGCAGUCCACCCCUGCAGCAGCCACAGGGCUCCCAAGUGCUGGCCACCCUCCGUGGCCAGGUGCUCCUGAGCAGGGGAGUGGGUGCUGCAGGUGGACGGUGGUGGCGUAAGCGGGCUCAGCUGACCCGGGAGAAACGGUUCACCUUUGUGCUGGCCGUGGUCAUAGGCGUCUUUGUGCUCUGCUGGUUCCCUUUCUUCUUCAGCUACAGUCUGGGUGCCAUCUGCCCACAGCACUGCAAGGUGCCCCAUGGCCUUUUCCAGUUCUUCUUCUGGAUUGGCUACUGCAACAGCUCGCUGAAUCCUGUCAUCUACACCAUCUUCAACCAGGACUUCCGCCGUGCCUUCCGAAGGAUCCUUUGCCGCCAGUGGACCCAGACGGCCUGGUGAGCCGCCUGCCUGCUGCCCUGGUGGGGUUGGUGCCAGGUAGCACCAGGGCCACACUGAUUCCUACCCUGUUUUAUGUGGCCACUUCCCUGGGGCUGUUUGGUCUCUGCCCAGGUACUACAGGCC
Messenger RNA from Molossus molossus (Pallas's mastiff bat), 1485 nucleotides. RefSeq names its product adrenoceptor alpha 2B (gene ADRA2B). Gene Ontology annotation, molecular function: alpha2-adrenergic receptor activity. Gene Ontology annotation, biological process: adenylate cyclase-activating adrenergic receptor signaling pathway; regulation of smooth muscle contraction; platelet activation. The record is from RefSeq and is a predicted model, not a curated record. The transcript has a single exon. NCBI's taxonomy places the organism in Eukaryota, Metazoa, Chordata, Mammalia, Chiroptera, Molossidae. The coding region runs from base 16 to 1362 and encodes 448 amino acids. Gene Ontology annotation, cellular component: membrane.